AUGGCUAUUCCUAACGCAGCUUUGCAAAAGCUACUACAGGAGGUCGAAACUCAGGCAGUUCUCUCUCAGCAAAAAAUCACUCAAACGCAGGCUGAACUCAGUGCCAAACGACGGGAUUCACGGUUGAAUCUCCUCACAGCGAAUGAAUUGAGAUCGCUGUCCAAGGACACCAAGACCUACGAGGGAGUUGGCAAGAUGUUCGUGGCCGUGCCUAUGUCUACCCUCAGUCAACGCCUCGAAUCCGAAUCAACCACAUUGAACAAAGAGAUCUCGGAUCUGGAAAAGAGGCUGCACUAUCAAGAGACCACCUACAAAAACAGUCGCCAACACAUUGAAAAGAUCUUACAAUCUGGAGCUCGCCCGUAG
Messenger RNA from Exophiala spinifera, 366 nucleotides. RefSeq lists its product as uncharacterized. The transcript is spliced from 3 exons. Gene Ontology annotation, biological process: protein folding. Gene Ontology annotation, cellular component: prefoldin complex; cytoplasm. The coding region runs from base 1 to 366 and encodes 121 amino acids. Lineage: Eukaryota; Fungi; Ascomycota; Eurotiomycetes; Chaetothyriales; Herpotrichiellaceae. The record is from RefSeq and is a predicted model, not a curated record. Gene Ontology annotation, molecular function: protein folding chaperone.